UACUGGCAACACCUAUCUCCCUCGCUCGAACAUUUUGCUAGGUAGGGAGAGGGUUUUGCUUUCAGUCCAGCCAAAACUUUCUGCGUUUUUGUUGAAGGAGGCAGAAGUCAACGAAGCACAGUGAUGGUGAUCUAAAAAGAUGUUUUGGCUUGUCAUCCCCGAAAUAUAAACACUAUACAAACCGCGCUCUUUGUUCGUUCCAAGUCGGCAUAUCACCAAAAUUUCACAAUGAAAAUUACAGUGACCACUCUCAAUGACGAGAUUUUCGUCUUGGACGUCUCAGAAGAUCUGGAGCUGGAGAAUUUCAAGGCGUUCUGCGAAAUUGAAUCAGGAUUUCCCGCGAAAGACAUCACUUUGAACUUCAACGGCAAGCCUCUUCUGGACGAUAAGAAAUCAUUGAAGGAGCAUGGCGUGCACGACGGAGAUGUCAUCGUGCUGCUACAUAUGCUGCAAUCAGCGUCGAACCUCAACGUGAACGACUCGAGCCAAGCUUUGCCAUCAGGGUUGGCUAACUUAGACUUCAGCAACAUCCAAGUGCCGACUGGAGCGAGCACUUCUAUGGCUUCUCGAAAUCCACCAGUCGAGGAAGAUCCCCGUAUCAUUCGUGAGAUGUUUCUCGCGAAUCCAGACCAACUCGCAUUGCUCAAGCAGAACAAUCCAAGAUUAGCGGAUGCCCUUCUCAGCGGCAACCUUGAUACAUUUGCAUCGGUGCUUCGAGAACAAAUAUCUGCAAGAACGGAGCGCCAGCAACAAAGAAUAAGGAUGAUGAACUCUGACCCAUUCGAUACUGAAGCUCAAAGAAUGAUAGCCGAAGAGAUCCGGCAGAAAAAUAUUGAAGCCAACAUGGAAGCUGCCAUGGAGUACAACCCCGAGACUUUCGGCACAGUGGUCAUGCUUUACAUAAACUGUCAUGUCAAUGGAUUCCCGGUGAAAGCAUUCAUUGAUUCGGGAGCUCAAACAACCAUAAUGUCAGCUGCGUGUGCCGAGAGGUGCAACAUCAUGCGUCUUGUGGAUACACGAUGGGCCGGAAUUGCAAAAGGCGUUGGCGUCCAACGCAUCAUCGGCCGCAUCCACAUGGUGCAGAUGAGAAUCGAGAAAGACUUCCUCACGACCUCAUUCUCUGUGUUGGAAGAGCAGCCCAUGGAUAUGCUGCUAGGGCUUGAUAUGCUCAAGAGGCAUCAGUGCAACAUCGACUUGAAACGCAACGUUCUGCGCAUCGGGACCACUGGUACCGAGACCCCAUUCUUGCCAGAGUCCGACCUCCCGGAGUGCGCGAGACUGUCCGGGUACUCUGAAGACGAGAUCGUCAACCAAUCCGUGAAGGACCACGAGGAACGCCAGGUGAAGGAAGCCAUGGAGAAGUCCAGACAAGAAGAGGAAGCCCGCCCCUCGUCCGCUGCUCAAUCUACUGCCGGCGGCAGUGGACAAAGAGUUGGUCUGAACGACCCCAGCCAGACCAUUCUUCCGACUGACAAAUUUGGGGAGACUGAAGUUGAAGAAAUUCUUGCCCUCGGCUUUACCAGGGAGCAGGCCAUCGUCGAGUUGCGUCGCUUCAACGGUGACAAGACCCAGGCGACUGUUGCACUGUUUGCCAAGUCGCUAAAAUUCUGAUAUACGUUUAGAGGUUGUCGUCCAUGGAUCGUGCAGGGCUUUGAACUGCUCGAUGCCAUGAACCCGCCUACUCUCAUGUAAGCGACGACAACCGGACCCACCCCACGCAACCAACUGAUAUAUCCGCACAUCCGGACAAUUCUGAUUAUAUCCGCAAAUAUCACGAUUGUUUCACGGAUUUAGGUACUGCGCAGUCUUAGACUGCUUUAUUUUAGGAGUUUGGUGUCGUUUUACGCGUUACACGGAUCCUACAAUGAGGGUUUAUUUAGACUGAUGCACUAAAUAGCUAUUUUUAAAUGUCAACAUGACGUCUGUCAGUUGUCAAAUAAAAUUGGCGCCAUCUGGCAGUAAUCUCCUAUACUCUCCAAUUUGAAAUUGUAACCGUUAUCAGCUUUUCAUUAGGCAAUGUAAAUAGGAUACGUGUAACUCGUGUAUUUUAAUGAUAGUUCUAAUAAAUUUGACGUACUUAGGUAUUGAUAUAAAAACAUAAAUUGGUUUUAUACUUAUUAUUUUUUUAUAAUGCUCGUUCUUAGAAAAACACGUAUGGAAAUAUUUUAUUAAGCCCGACUGGGCAUCAUAAAGCACAAUUUUAUUAUAUAAUUUUAAAUUUAUUUACCACCUAUCAAUACCUACUUAUGUCUGACAUUAAUAAAUGUAUUAUGAUAGGCUAAAUCACAUUUAAUCCAACCUAAAUCUAUUGCAUAAUAUUAGUGCAUAUGAUCGCAUAUCGACCAGCAAACGUUCAAACUAAUAGUGUGGUUUACCCUUAUUUUCUAAAAAUAGAAUCUUUUCAAAGCAGUGGAAAUAAAACAAAUUUAAUUCUUAUAUCAACGAGGUAUGGAAUUGGUUGAAUUCGUAUCGCCACUGCCUUUUAAAGGCUCAAAUAGGAUAAACGCGACAGUGAACAGUAACUGUCUUAUUCAAUAUAGGUAUAUCAUUAUUUUACCAAGACUGUACUUUAUUAUUCGUCUAUUUUAAAUGUCGUAAGUGACAUCAAAUAUUCGGUCUAAUCAAAAGUGAUCUGUCAAACGGCCAUUUUGUAUCGCCGUCCUGUUUUGACAGCAUACGUCAGAUGACGAAAGGUCCGUUUGAGAGAACAUUUUCGUUUUGAAUAUAAUAUAGAUAUUUAGAUAAGGGAGGGAGGCUACAUGUAGGCGGUGACUGGUUAGCCUUUAGACAGGCAUUUAGCAGUAAUCAUGAUUAAAUAGUGAUACAAUGACAAUCUAGGCGUCUAUUGUGGGCGAGGUAGGUAGGUUUUAUACGAAUGAUGAAAUGGGGAGUGAAUUAAAAAAAAUUAUAUAUGACGCGUGGAGGAAGAGAAUAUAUUUUGUAUAAUAAUUUCAUUUACUUUUCAUUCUUUUUAAAUGUCGAAUCUACUUUCUUUUUUUCUUUAUCUAAGCAUAUAACUGGACAGUACGAAUAUUUGUCAAUAGUGAAUUGAUAUUAUACGUACCAAGUACGAAUUUAUUAUAAUACUCUACGUUCCUAUUUUAAAUUUAUAUACAGGGUUCCAAAUUUUAAUAUUGAACAGGUUUUUUUUACUGAAUAUAUUGUUUUAUAUACUUACUAAAAUCUAUUAGGAGGGUAGUUAGAACUUUAUAAUGAAUUGGCUCACAAUGGAUUGCCCUGUUAUGCUAAGUAAGUGUAUUGAAUAAUCACGUCAUUUAUCCAUUCUACUUUUUCUCCAUAGUAGGGAGUAAUUCUCAUGCAUAAUCAUUAUCAUAACUAAUCGUAAGAAGUAGAACCAGCAUCUUUAUCAAAUAUAUGUCUACUUUUGUCAAAAUUUGUGUCCGUUUACUCAAUAUGAAACACAUAAUGGGAUUUAUGAACGUGUUACCAUUAUAUACUUAGUGUUAUGAUUCGAUCACGUAGGGAAAAAAAAGAAAAGGCUACGGCUGAUAAAUAGAAAAGGCUACAAGGUCGGAACACGGGUUUACGCGCCUUGUUCAUCACUAUUGUCAACAAAGUGUUAGUAGUCAAAUAUUGUGGUAUGUACGGUGAGCUCAGGAGAUUGAUAGCCUUGAUUGGUGUAUGGAAGGUAGUCCGGGUAUUACCAGAGCCGUGUGUACUUGUCAAUUUCUUUAAUCGGUCGAAUCUUUGAAAGACUCCGUGUUAUACAUGUCAAUAAAAUAAUGAUCAAGCCCAUAUUUAUUAAUGAUUUUACUAAAAUGUUUUCCUUUUGUAUACUUCACAUUAUCUUUAAACUUCACACCAUUUUGCAGCAGAUGUAUUCAUUUGUAGCAUGCGCUCGCAUUUCGUCGCAUGCGUUUCUUUUUGUAAUUCUAAAAUAUCGAUAUUGAUUUUUGUAUUUAGUUUAGAUCUUACGUAAUAUAUUUUGUAUGUUUUAAAGGUUUGACAUAAAAA
Molecule: messenger RNA, 3975 nt
Organism: Amyelois transitella
Lineage: Eukaryota; Metazoa; Arthropoda; Insecta; Lepidoptera; Pyralidae
Gene: rngo
Product: protein DDI1 homolog 2
Exons: 10
Coding region: 229-1611 (460 amino acids)
Biological process (GO): proteolysis
Molecular function (GO): protein binding; aspartic-type endopeptidase activity
Source: RefSeq, a predicted model, not a curated record